GCGGCGGCGGCGGAGCCACGUGGUGGGGCCGGGAAGCCGCGGCCGCCGAGCGCCCGGGCGGCUGCCCCUGCUGGGCAGUGCUGCUGUGCGCUGCGCCGCGCUCGGUGCCUGCGCUCCCCGCUCCGCGCUCCCCGCCAGCCGCCCCGGGGCGGGAGGCGCGCCUGGCGGCCGGCCGGCCAGACAAAGGAGGCGCGGCAGAACCGGCGCGCGUGCGGACGGACCAUGGACUCCGAGCGUGAGCGGCCGGCCGCAGCCCUGAGGACCCGGCGCUCCCGGGCCCGGCCCUAGGCGCCCGGUCCCGCCGCCCGGGGCGCCCAGCUGGGAGGACGCGGAGCCCGCGCGGCGCGGAGGAGGCGGCGGCCGCCGAGCUAGAGGGGCGCCGCGGCGAACGGCGCGCGCGGCCCCCGGAGCCAUGGGCAAGUGCAGCGGGCGCUGCACGCUGGUCGCCUUCUGCUGCCUGCAGCUGGUGGUGACUGUGGCCUCAGCCUGCUCUUUCCCACAGGUGGCUGCGUUGGAGCGGCAGAUCUUUGACUUCCUGGGCUACCAGUGGGCUCCUAUCCUAGCCAACUUCCUGCACAUCAUGGCAGUUAUCCUGGGCAUCUUUGGUACCGUGCAGUACCGCUCCCGGUACCUCAUUCUGUAUGCAGCCUGGCUGGUGCUUUGGGUUGGCUGGAAUGCGUUUAUCAUCUGCUUCUACUUGGAGGUUGGACAGCUGUCCCAGGACCGGGACUUCAUCAUGACCUUCAACACAUCCCUGCACCGCUCCUGGUGGAUGGAGAACGGGCCAGGCUGCCUGGUGACACCUGUCCUGAACUCCCGCCUGGCCCUGGAGGACCACCAUGUCAUCUCGGUCACCGGCUGCCUGCUUGACUAUCCCUACAUUGAAGCACUCAGCAGUGCCCUGCAGAUCUUCCUGGCUCUGUUCGGCUUCGUGUUCGCCUGCUACGUGAGCAAAGUAUUCCUGGAGGAGGAGGACAGCUUUGAUUUCAUCGGCGGUUUUGACUCCUAUGGAUACCAGGCGCCCCAGAAGACGUCGCAUUUACAACUGCAGCCUCUGUACACGGCGGGGUAGUAGCUUCUGCCCUACGACCACCCCCGCGGCUAGACUGACCGCCGCAGCCGCGAGCUCCGGCCAAGAUGGCAGGCGUGCCCCCUG
Mesoplodon densirostris (Blainville's beaked whale) is the source of this 1156-nucleotide messenger RNA. It is a transcript of the gene NKAIN1, whose product is annotated as sodium/potassium transporting ATPase interacting 1. NCBI's taxonomy places the organism in Eukaryota, Metazoa, Chordata, Mammalia, Artiodactyla, Ziphiidae. Gene Ontology annotation, biological process: regulation of sodium ion transport. The record is from RefSeq and is a predicted model, not a curated record. Bases 413 to 1072 code for a protein of 219 amino acids. The transcript has 7 exons.